UUCAACGCAGUGGAUCUGAGAACUGGAAGAAAAGAAUUGGUGGAAGACCACCUAUUUUGCUCAAGCCUGAUGGACCAGUCAUGAGAGUAAAAGAUAAAGAUAAGCCAGCUGGAGUGAGACCUCACAGCUUGCUAGAUAGGAUCAUGAUGUUGGGAGAGGCUCAAGAUCAAUGGCGGAAUAGAGUUGAAGAUAAGGAUGCAAAUCAAUUCACUGUUGCUGGAAAAAUGGUGCAGAUGCGAUAUUCUCCUCAAUCAAGCCCUAUCAUUAGCAGAAAAAAAUACAGUCCUAAACCCGUCCAGGGAAGAAGUAAAACAACCAACAUUCAAGAACUUUCAAGUUAUAGCAGUUCCAGCACCCCAUCUUCUCCUUAUCAUUUAAGCAAGAGCCAGUCUUCCUUAAUUACAUGCAGUAGUUCAUCUGAGCUUGAAAAAAUACAAAAAAUUACCACUGUCAAUGUUCCUAAAGUUGAUGAUGAAAGUUUUACAUCCUUUUUUAAAUCUGUGAAAGAAAGAAUAACUGCUAGUUCUUUUGAAAUUUCUGACGAAGUCUUCCAGUUUUUGUCCUCAGAAACACAUGAACUAUUAAGCCAGAGGAGAGAAAAGUUAAAAAUCCAAAGAAAACAUGCUUCUUCUGGGAAUCCUUUGCGGUUGCUUGCUUCCCGUUCAGAUCUGAAGCAAAAUUAUGAAGAGGUAUACAAAGGGGUUGCAGAACGGGAGCUGGAACGUUUAAAAAUUGAGAAAUUGGCCAUAGGCUCACAAAAGACAUUAGCUCUUUCUGCUUUAGCUGGUCUAGCUAGCAAAGUAGAUUUUAAAUCAGUUGCUUUAAAAAAAGGAGCAAGUAUACCAUCUCCAGAUGAAAAUACUGUUUCUCUGAUACAAAUCAAAGGUAACGUAGAAAGACUUCUUUGUCGUCGAAGAGCUCAGGUUAGAUUGGUUGAACCAAAGGGAUCUUCUUUAAACCAUGGAGACAGUUAUGUUUUUGUCACUCCAACUCAAAUAUACUGUUGGCAUGGUGAAUUUAGUAAUGUGAUCGAGAGAGUUAAGGCUGCAGAGGUUGCAAAUUUGGUUCAAAGUUCAAAAGACUUGGGUUUUAAGAGUGUGAGUGAAGUUAUUAUAAUUGAAGAAGAAAAUGAACUUCAUGCUGAACAGCAAGAAGCAUUUUUAAAAGCGUUUCCUACGAAAUUAGAAGACAUACGAAUUGCAGGGGCACCUGAUGAAGAUGAGUUGUAUGAAAUUGCAAUAGUGAACACAAAUGCGGUGUAUCAACUGGGAGACAAUGAACUUCUUCCUUGUGACGAUCUUUGUAGUUCAGUGCCAAAAAUAGAAAUGUUGAAACCCGAUUCGACUUUUGUGUUCGAUUUUGGACCAGAAAUGUAUGUUUGGUGUGGGAAACUUGUGCCUUCUGAAACUCGUAAAUCUGCUGCUGCUCUUGCAAAAGAUUUGUGGGAUGAGGGAUAUAAUUACGUUGAUUGUGACAUCAAUCCUUUUAAUGCUUGUUUCGAAGGUGAAAUAAAAAAUCAAGAUAAAAAAAGACCGUCAUGGGCAAAAUUUGUUAAAACAAGUCAACACAGAGAACCUGUUCUUUUUAAAGAAAAGUUUUUUGACUGGCCAAAUAUACACCCUCUCAUUACUCAGAAAAAUUUCCAGAAUAGUACAAAAAAUGGAACGAUUCCUUUAAAUAUAUCAGAUCUGAAGCCAUGUGACUAUAAGAGCUUGUUAGAAAGUGAUACUGAAGAACCAGACACAAUAUUGGAGAAUAGUCACGUUGGCCGUGGUUUGGAGUACCACGACGAGAAAGAGCGACGCCAUUUUCGAAUCUCAACCAUUUCUCUCAAACUUUGGCAUAUUUCAGAGUAUGGUUACAAGUCCUUGUUAGAAGAGAGUUGGGGCCAAUUCCAUAAUUCUGACACAUAUGUUGUCCGAUGGCAGUACAUGAUUAGCAAUACUGAUAUGUUUAUGUGGUGGAGAAAGCCAUUUUCUCUCGACAGCCUCUUGCUGACUAUGAAGCAAGUAGGUGGUUCCCUUAUGAAUGGAACGAUUCCUUUAAAUAUAUCAGAUCUGAAGCCAUGUGACUAUAAGAGCUUGUUAGAAAGUGAUACUGAAGAACCAGACACAAUAUUGGAGAAUAGUCACAUUGGCCGUGGUUUGGAGUACCACGACGAGAAAGAGCGACGCCAUUUUCGAAUCUCAACCAUUUCUCUCAAACUUUGGCAUAUUUCAGAGUAUGGUUACAAAUCCUUGUUAGAAGAGAGUUGGGGCCAAUUCCAUAAUUCUGACACAUAUGUUGUCCGAUGGCAGUACAUGAUUAGCAAUACUGGCAGGACGUUAAAAGGGGAGACAUCCAGACAUUCUUUUGUUGGUAGGAAAAGAUGGGCGUAUUUUUUUUGGCAAGGUGAAAACUCUACCAUUACUGAAAAAGGGGCUUCUGCUUUAAUGACAAUUGAGUUAAAUGAAGAAAAAGGACCACAUGUCCGUGUCAUUUGUGGGAAAGAACCUCCAUGUUUUUUAAAUUUAUACCGUGGAAAAAUGAUUGUGUACAAUGGCCGCAGAGAAGAUGCUUUGCAGAAAAAAAAUGAUGUACCAGAGCAAUGGCGAUUAUUCAUUCUUCGAGGAGAUAUGCAGUCUGAAGCAGUUCUUCAUGAAGUUAAAGUGUCUAAAGGGAAUCUUCGUAGCAGGUCUUCUUUUGUGUUUGUCAAUUGCAAAACUGGACAAAUCUAUAUUUGGCAUGGAUGUAAAUCUGCAGAUCAUACAAGAAAAUUUAUCUCACAUUGUGUGAAAUCUUUGAUUGAAAGGCGUCCUGCUGAAAUGGGCUUUGAUGAAGAAGCUAAAUUAUCAUCUACUGACAUUGAGGAAGGAGAAGAACCAAAAGAGUUUUGGGAUUGGUGUAAUGAUGAUGAACCUUUUUAUUCUCUUAAAGAUAGUAUAGAUUCUUAUGAUUUUACUCCAAGGUUGUUUUUAUUUGAUAGUAUGUCUGGUAGUUUAUGUGCCAAAGAAAUAGUUUGCCCUUACUUUACGAAAGAACAUUCAUGUCCUUUCCCGUUCUUACAGACAGACUUAAAAAAUGCUUCACAGCCUGCCUUAUUUCUUUUGGAUAAUCACCAAGAAGUGUUUGUUUGGCAAGGGUGGUUACCAAGUGAUGAUCAAGACGGUGAAAAUCUUGCAACAGGAUCUGCAAAGCUCAGGCUAGAUGUGAAUCGACGGUUGGUGAUGGAAAUUGCUUUGCAGUAUUGUCAAGGAAAAAAUUCUGAAGAAGUACCUAAAGCUUUUGCUAUAAAAGCAGGAGCAGAGCCUCUUUAUUUUAGGAAUAUAUUUCCUGUGUGGGAACAGUGGGAUGCCAAAAAUGUUCCACUGCAAGAGGAUGACAACAAAGUAUUGUUUGUCCAAGAAGUAUUAUCUCAGCUGUCUCGAGAUCGAUAUAGUUUAGAAGAACUACAAAAGAAAUCUUUGCCAUCCGGAGUGGAUCCCUUGCGUUUGGAAUCUUACCUUACAGAUGAUGAGUUUGAAGAGAUCUUCAAAAUGAAAAAGGAUGAAUUUUAUAACAUGCCCUCAUGGAAACAGUCAGAAUUGAAGAAAUCCCAUGAUUUAUUUUAA
Molecule: messenger RNA, 3590 nt
Organism: Uloborus diversus
Lineage: Eukaryota; Metazoa; Arthropoda; Arachnida; Araneae; Uloboridae
Product: supervillin-like
Exons: 23
Coding region: 81-3590 (1169 amino acids)
Biological process (GO): actin filament severing; actin polymerization or depolymerization; cytoskeleton organization
Cellular component (GO): cytoplasm; actin cytoskeleton
Molecular function (GO): phosphatidylinositol-4,5-bisphosphate binding; actin filament binding
Source: RefSeq, a predicted model, not a curated record